AUAAUCAGGAAUUAAAUAGGAUUUAAUAUGAUAGGUAAAAAUGAAGAAGAUGAUACCAAUGAUAACAAUUUGUAUCGAAUUAAAUUAAUAUCUAAUAAGAGAAAAUCAUUGGAAGAUAAUACAGCAGAAAUUCAAGAAAAAAUUAAGAAUUGUUUUGCACAAUUGACAGACGCAUUGCGAUUAAGAGAAAAACAACUAUUGCGACAAGCAGAAGCAGUACACACUCAACAGCUUUCUUUAUUGCAAUCUAGUUUAGAUUUUAUCCCAUCAUUAAUUGUGAAUUUACAGAAGAAAGAAGACCUUUUGGAAAAGAUUCAUCAUUUUGGGAAUAUUGAAUUAUCUGGAACUAAUUGUAUUACGGUCAAAGAUAUUGAACCUUACAAAGUAGCAGAAUAUGAAGAAGCCAAUAAAGAUCAUGUCAGUUUUGAUAAAUCAAUUAAAUUUGAAAAAGACGUAGAUGCUAUAGCUAAACAAAUAAGGAACAUUGAUAUUGAUAAGUUAAAUAUAUCAUUCGAUUGUGGGAGUAUCUUUAACGAUUCUAUAAGUUUUUUAAACUCAAGUUUAAAUUCCAGUCCAGAAAAUGAAAGACAUUUACAAAUAUCAUUAGAAUCAAAUAAUAUUUCUGAAAUGUGCAAGGAUUCUGAAGUUCUGCCAUUGUGUUCUUCAUUAUACAUAAUAAAGCAAGAUACUGAUAGAUAUUUUAAACAAAACGGAGAACAUCAAUAUAAUAAUAAGUGCACAAAUGGCUUGCAGAAUAUUAUUAUACCAAAUGAAGGUGCAAAUAUUUUCAUUAAUUCCGUUAAUGAAGAUGUUAACGAAAGAGUGCAGCUAUGCGAAGAAAAGUCCUUGGAUAAAACGGAUUCAUUUGAAUCUAAUCAUUCUGAUGAUCAACAUAAUAUAUCAGAUCAAAUAAAAAAUAUUGAAUCUGCAAAAAAUCAAGAUCUACUGAAAGGUGUUUAUGAACAUCCAAAACAAGUCCAGCAAUGGUUACAACAAAUAUUGGUUGAAACUGAAAUAGAACCAAUAGUUCAUGAGGUAGGACAAUUUUCAGAAUUAUCAGAAGUUCAACAUUACAAUAAGCUUCAACUGGAAACAUAAAGUAACAUUAAUUUAUAUAAUGUUCAACAUCAACAAAGGAAUUGCACUACUUAUUUAAUUUAUAUGUCUUUGAAUUUGAUAAGAAUACUUUCAUGUCUUAAGUGGGGCCAAAGUUUCCAUGAUAAUGGAAAGUAAACCAAAAAGUCUGAUUUAUCAUUACAAUUUAUGUCAUAUGCAUUUUAUAAUUUAUUUCCAUUAUUUAAUAUUUUUUAUAUUAU
Polistes canadensis is the source of this 1316-nucleotide messenger RNA. RefSeq lists its product as uncharacterized. Bases 28 to 1098 code for a protein of 356 amino acids. The record is from RefSeq and is a predicted model, not a curated record. The transcript has 2 exons. Lineage: Eukaryota; Metazoa; Arthropoda; Insecta; Hymenoptera; Vespidae.